This is a messenger RNA of Ilex paraguariensis (yerba mate), 1886 nucleotides long. The record is from the annotation of a GenBank genome assembly. Lineage: Eukaryota; Viridiplantae; Streptophyta; Magnoliopsida; Aquifoliales; Aquifoliaceae.
AUGAUGAAAAACGACGUCGUAGGUAUCGGUCCCUUACCCUCCCCUCACAGGCUCACCUUGCCGCGCAGUCCCAAUAACAUUUCAAAUCUCUCACUCACUCUCUCUUUCUCUCUCUUGUGGAUUGACAAGACAAUAACAGCGUCAUUCUUGAAAAUCCAAAUAAUAAUCACUCUGUGUGGAGUACUGACAAUGGGUUCCCGAGCUGGCAAAAAUAAUGAGGAUCUCUGGUCAGAAAUCAUAGCCGCAGAAGUAGAAGAUCAUUAUCGACCACAACAACAAGAAGCAGAACCACAAAUAGCGGUAAUUUAUCAGCGGAAGAAAGCUGUAAACAUUCACAAAGAUGUAGCAAAGAGGCUGUCGAAUUCUAGUUCUAGUAACGAGAAUCGCCCGAGUUUGGCUCCCACUAAGCGAGUCAGUUGGAAUCGUUCCCUUUCCACCAGAGGGAGGGCAAGUAUCGCCGUUACAAUAUAUGCAGAUUAUCAGCCUCAGCAAAGGAAGGCGAAAAGAAAAACAAAACCACCUCUUCCCAGAGGAAAAACUAUACAACCUCCAAAUUAUGAUAAGGAACGGGCCUACUUUCAUGAGGUUGAUUCCUUCAAAUUGAUGGAGGAAAGCCCCUCACCCAAGAAGUCUGGUACAUGGACCAUGGGCAUCCAUAGUGAUAUUGUUGUUAUACCAUAUAUGUCCUCAAUAUUACGGAGAUGGUUAAUAUCUAAGAAGCUAAAUCAUAGCGGAAUACCUUCUGCUUCACUAUCGAAGAUAUUAGAAACUCCAGCAAUGACCAAGGAAUCAUGUUGUGGUGAUGGUUUUGCAUCUUCAAAUUUGGAAACCCCAGAAGAAAUGUCCCUGCAAAUUCAUUCAGGCUUACAGGCCAUCCAGAACGGAUUUAAUUCAAGUUACAUCAGUAAAAAUGUUCCUGAAAGGCAUGUCUCAUCACGGAAGAGCAAUGAUGAAUUCCUGACUAUGAAUGAAGAGGGUUGUGAAGAUAUUGAAGUUGCAGUUCGUGGACUCUCUCUGACUUCAAGGCCUGCUUCACUGGCUGGUCAGAACUGGGAUUCCUUGUUGGCCCUAUUAACUGUUUGUCGACAGUCAUCUCCUUCAACACUCUUGGAUGUACUCUCCAAGUAUUGUGGCCAUGAAAGUAUCAGCAAGGUUGGUGAAGGUACAUAUGGAGAAGCUUUUAAGGUCAGGGAAGCUGUUUGCAAAAUUGUUCCAUUUGGUGGAGAUUUAAGAGUGAACGGGGAAGUACCAAAGCGGUCAGAUGAAUUGUUUGAUGAGGUUGUACUUUCCUGGACUCUUAAUCGUUUAAGAGGAGAUGAGGGUCAUGCUCACAACAUCUGUUUCACUUUUAUAGAGACAGUCGACAUAAAGGUAUGCCAAGGCCCUUAUGAUGCUGCCUUGACAAGAGCGUGGGAAGAAUGGGAUGGGAAGCAUGGUUCAGAAAAUGAUCAUCCCAAUCAGUUCCCAGAGAAGCAGUGCUAUGUUGUGUUUGUGCAAGAACAUGGUGGUCAGGAUCUUGAAAGUUUCGUGCUAUUGAACUUCGAUGAAGCACGGAGUUUGUUGGUUCAGGUCACUCUUGCUUUGGCGGUAGCAGAGGCUGCAUAUGAAUUUGAGCACCGAGAUUUGCACUGGGGCAACAUCCUGUUAAGUCGGAAAGCUUCUGCAACAUUGCAAUUCACUCUUGAGGGAAGGCAAAUUUUCGUUAGGACAUUUGGAUUGCUGAUAUCAAUAAUUGAUUUCACUCUUUCAAGGAUCAAUACUGGUGAAGAUAUUCUAUUUUUGGACCUAUCUCUUGACCCAGAACUGUUUGAGGGUCCAAAAGGAGAUAAACAAUCAGAUACCUAUCGGAAAAUGAAAGAGGUGACUGAAGAAUGCUGGGAGGGAAG